Molecule: messenger RNA, 2169 nt
Organism: Fusarium oxysporum Fo47
Lineage: Eukaryota; Fungi; Ascomycota; Sordariomycetes; Hypocreales; Nectriaceae
Exons: 1
Coding region: 423-2009 (528 amino acids)
Biological process (GO): DNA repair
Cellular component (GO): nucleus
Molecular function (GO): catalytic activity; DNA binding
Source: RefSeq, a predicted model, not a curated record
AAAAAGACGAAUGAGUACGCAAAAGUUCGAGAGCAACAGCAGCCCUCAGGCUGCCUGGGACUAUGCUGUACGGAAGGAGAGAGACAUCUUACUAAGGUAUGGAGACGGAGUUACCUCGUUCAUUCACCUGAGGUGCCAAGUACUGGCUCAGUUCACUUCAUCAGCAACCUAACUCAGUCCAGCCAUCCUCAUUUACUUCAUUUCAUUAACUUAAUUUCACUUCACUUCACUUCACCUCCCAUCCGCUCUCUCUCGCAAAAUAAGUUAUUUGAAUAAAACAUUUUAAAUGUAUUAUUCGGGGUUGAAGCUAUUGGUUUAUCCCUGAAAAUCAGCUCUGAUCAAAGCAAGGCUCAGGUCUUGCCUCUUCGCAACGGACAAGCUGCUCCAAUACGUCUCCAUCUUGCACCAAAGAGUUGAUCGACAUGAGUGGCUCCACAACGCCUCGUUUCGGCUACGACGUCCUCUCCGUAUUCGACGUUCCUCCAAACGCCCGAGAUUUCCUCGCCGACGUCAUCGAGUCCAAUCGAGCACCAGAAGAGACCGAAGAGCUUUUCCAAGAGAGCCUGCUAGCACGCGCUGCAGAUUGGCAUUAUCUGAUCGAAUGUGCUAAGUCCAUGCGAAGAGCUCGCCCAGAAGAUAGAAACAGCUUGCAAGCGCAAGACGUCCUUGCAGACGUAUGGUACACGCUGAGCGGGCAGGAUCCUCCACCUGGCGAGGAGCCAUGGGAAUUAACCGACAGGCUUAUUGCUCGGGCUAAACAGCUCGACGUUGACCCCAAAAUCCGACCACCACAUAUCACCGAGCAAAUCGAAAAUCACCGACAACAGUGGCUUGGAUCAAAGGUUUUCCCAAAGACAACGACAUGUCUCACAACAUCCCCUUAUUGGUCUGACCAGCCUCAUGGGAGGCGCCCAGAAGGGAGUAACAACCUUGCGAAAUGGAAAGAUCGAGCAUGCCUCCCUCUAGCUUCCUCACAAGCUCGCGUCUCUGCAAUACUACAUUCACAAACACCCGACAAUGAGACUUAUCAAACUCUGAGUGUUGAUAAGCCUGCUGGUGGGCAGGGUUCCCCGCAAGAAGUCGCUCUGUGCGACAUGACCCUGAUUCUCAAGCCUCAAAGUUCAAUUUCACCAUACUUUGUAGCCACUUCAGCAUCGGACGAGGCUGGCCAAGCCAUUGCACUGGCGCGAAAGCGACCAUUGCGGGGAACUGUUCCUUCAGUCCCCUUCGCGCCUCUCACAUCGCAGGAGUUUGGUCUUAUCCAAGAAAAGUUUGCCCACGAACCAUUCUGGCUCCUCACUGUGGUGACGUUCCUGAUCCGGACUAAGGGCACGCAAGCAAUCCCUACAUUUUAUAAGGUAAAAGAACGAUUUCCUACGCCAACACACAUUGCAAGUGAAGGAAACACCGAACCGCUCGUCGAGAUGAUACGCCAUCUUGGCCUUGCGGAGCACCGUGUAAGUUUGAUGAAGAAGUAUGCUCGGGGCUUCUUGGACCAGCCUCCAGUUGCUGGCAUCUAUCACAAGGUGAAGAAGUAUGACCACAGGGACAUUGACCCACUGAGCCUCUAUCAACAAAAAGGAAGUAGUGCACUGUUGGUGGACAAAGACUCAUAUGGGCAAGAUCUUCUAGAGGCCUGGGAGAUUGGACACCUUACACAAGGCAAGUAUGCUCUAGACAGCUGGCGCAUCUUCUGUCGGGAUGAGCUACUUGGGCGAGCGACGGGCUGGAACGGCGAGGACAGAGAUCCUAAACUUCAGCCUGAAUGGAUGAGGGUUCGUCCAGAUGAUAAAGAAUUAAGGGCAUAUUUGAGAUGGAUGUGGAUGAAGGAGGGCUGGGAAUGGAACCCAGACACAGGUGAGCGUACAGUGCUGUGCGAAGAGUUGCGAAAUGCUGUCAAUGAAGGGAGAGUUGUGUAUGAUGAGAAGGGUGGGUUGAAGAUUCACAAUCUGGCCUAUUCAGCAAACGCCUUGAUAUUAGGGGAGGAAGAAUUGAUGGCUGAGAGCUAAAGGAAAGUCAUUGUUGACUGACCAACCUUGUCCUGCUGCGUUGGUUACUCGUACGAGUAUAUACUUCGUAGGUAGUUGUUGAGUAAACACUAAAGUAAAGGCUAAAAAGAUUCAAAGACAAAAAGUUCAUCCACCUACCAUAGAUUAUGCCUAGGUACCC